AUGGAGAUUUCUUGCUCGCUAAAGGAGAUUAUUGGUGGGACUUGUGGAUACGAUAGAAAAGAUAGAACACAAAGCACUGUAGUUAUUCCUUUACAAGUUUGUAACAAGGAAAUCGUGGCACAUAAAUCAACAUUUCAAUUUUCUGGCAUCGAAAGCGAGGUAGAACUGAUUCUUAGCCGAGCAGGCAUAUUUAUUUCGCCGGAAAAUAUCCAUUGUUGGACAAUUUGCCCGCUACAUCGAUCCAAACUUGGCCUGGGGUGGAGCAGAGGCAAUAAUGCAAGGUGUAGGGUACCCGCUGCACUGUCAAGUCACAGGCAAGCAAACGGAAAGUGGCCAAAGUGCGAUAGAGGAAUAAAUAAGGACGAUUCGCAGUUAAUAUUAAAGAUGACUGGUAUAUUUUUGCAGGUUGGUUCAGGUAAGAGUGGUUGAAUAGUUUCGAGUUGAUUUAUGUUGAUAACAUAUUAAUUACUAGCUUGAUUCUUGAAUUUUCUAUGUGUUGUUUUAUCCAGGUAUUUGUUCAACAUGUCGUAAGAAGUUAAGAGCAUUAGUGCUAACCAGUCCGCAUAAAGCAGAGAGUGUUAUCGAUCAAAUGGAUGCGUUAACACUGGUAAGUUUGAAUUAUGUUAUUUGUAUUGCGUGUCGAAUUUUAUACCUGAAACUCUAUCUUCAGUUUUCGUGGGAAACGGCGGGAAAUGAAAGCUUUAUCGUCCCAGCCAAUGCUAGUGAUUGCAAUGCUUUUCUAAUCUUUCAAUUAAGCGUCAGCCUUCUAAGGGACCGGUCAUUAAUUACAAGGGACGGGGAGGGGGGGGAGGUGAAAAAGAGGGGAGUUCAGAUAUUUUUCUGCAUGAAAGGAGGGGGAACAUUUUUGUUCAAUAUGAAUACCUGCCCCGUGACCCCAUCAUAUCAUAUAAUCUACAGGUGAAAAAUAGAGAGCAGUACACCUGUGGUAAGCACAAUGCCAAAUAUUCAAAUCCAAGGUCACAACAACAUUUAUUAAAAUUUAUUAAACUGAACAUAAAGUAAUAAGUGUACUUAUUUUUUACUCAUUGAGAUGGUUCAUUGCAUGUACAUUGCAUCGGAAUGGCCGUUGACUCGAUUAAUGGUAGAUAAUAUAUAAAGAUAUAUAGGAUAAUAUGAUUAAAGUGGCUUCACAUUGUAUAAGAACUUUAAAUUACGUAUGUCUCUUUUGUUAUUGCAUCCUCAAGUGGGGGGGGGGACAUAAUUUUAACAUCUAAGUUUUCAUUUCCAUCAGCUCCUCUCCUGUAAUUAAUGAUCGGUCCCUAAUAUGUGUGCUGGAAGAGCACUGAAGACGCCAGACGCAUGCUGGAAUUUGGUUGGUGCAUGGGAGGUUGGGGACUCAACGGGAUUUCUUGCACCAACACUGUACCAUAGAUAUCACAAAUUCUUAUCUUCUAAUUUGCUCAUAUGAUUAUAAUCGCUUCCAUGCCUAUUUUUUAACAGAAUAAGAAUAUAGACCAGUGGCGUGCUGGGUACUAUUUUUCUGGAGGGGCCAGUGGGCUGUCAGCCAAUAUGCGCCCCUAUAAUGUUACACUUGAUAAACGAGGGCCGAAGGCACGAGCCGAGUGCCGCAGGUGCGAGGUUUGUCUAGGGGGGACCGGGGGCAUGCCCCCAGGAAAAUUUUUGAAUUUAGAGUCUCUGAAAUGCCAUUUCCUGGACUUUGGGGGAACAUUUGACAGAAAUCUGAUGGUCAGGAAACGGCAUUAUAACGUGUCGAAAUUUGAAAUUUGGUUAGAAUUUAUGAGUAGUGCUUAAAUUAUGCAAUGCUAACUACUUCCAGCGAUUAAUCUAAUCCCAAUUCUGUUCUCUACUGAUCUACUGUUCUGAGCACAUUUACAACUUAAAGCUCUUUUAUACAAUAACACACGCACCCCACGCACAUGUAUUUUAAGGUUUCUUUGCCUGGCUGCCAAAAGGGCAUGUUUCAGCAUUAUUUCAUUACUUACAUUACUCAUGCUUCUUGUGCAAACGACUAAAUCGCGUACACAACUUUACAUCAGUUAUCAUAACUUCAACUAUCUAAUUUGCGCCGCUCUCGUGAUUCGUGAAGCAUAAUUCUCGUGACCAUAAGGGCAUAAUUCUCGUGAUCGCUUCGAUUGAAACCUGACCAAUAUUCCGGUAAUGAGACAUUGCCUGUGAUCACUGAUCAUGUUUCUAUAUGAACGAUUUCGUGUGAGCUGUGAGGUAGCAAAUACGGUUAGGCAAAAUAGUCUGUAAUUUAAUAUAUGUCGCCAAUGCGCUUAGUCUGUUUUAUACUGUAGCCUAUAAACACGUCUUUUCUUGGCGGAAGUAACCAUUUUUUUUCGAGAAUGCGUUUUUUCCGACCCACUUUCAAAAUUCGGCGCCCCUUUUUCAUUUUUGCGCCCCUCAAGAAUUGCCAGCUGAGGGGGGGGGCGUGGCCCCCGGCACCCCCCUGCCAGCACGCCACUGAAUAUAGACGACGAGUUGGAAAUAACGUUCUCUCCAGACAUGUCCACACCUGUUUGUGAACGAACAACGUUUGACGUUGGAAGUACUGGCAUGAGCCUGUACAAACCUGGCGAGACGUCUUUUACUUCGACUAUUUCAGAAGAUAUAUCAACUACACUGUCUACACCAAGAGAGAAUCUCAAUGCGUUUCUAACCUCAAGAGAUGUUAGCCCCAUCAGGUAUACUUUAUCAGCACCAUUCGAAGAAGUUUCAGACCGAACAAAACGUUUUCACAUGCGCAAAGCGCGCCAAGUUGUUACUGCGUGCCUAGAAGAAAUCGUUCCUGGACAAUCAUCCACGCUACUUAAAGAAUUAGCAUGCGACAAGUUGGGCAGUGAUAAAAAUAUUGAUACUUUCUUAUUGGAUGCUUUAACGGAGUGUUAUAAUAACACGAGCCAUUGGAGCACGCGUAGACAGAUAUUGUCUAUAAUGGUUGAUAAGGUUACCUUCGAAGAACUGCAAAAAUGGAUACCAACCUUGACCAGAUAUCGUUUCAAUAUUGCAAAACAUCAUCUGUUGCUUCAUGGUAGGGGCGCGGAACUCCCCCAUUUAAAGAAUACGAGAGUUUACAUUCAGCCGGAAAAAAUCGACCAUUUUGUUACUUUUAUUACAAGCUCGCAUAUCAUACAAGACUUACCAUUCGGAGAAAAAAACACUAAAACUGUCCACUCACAGAGAAAUAAAGAUUCCCAACGUUGUGCGCAAUCUUAUACCAGAACAAUGUAUCCAACAGUACGAAGGAUAUUGCAAAGAGGUGAGAUUCCAACCGAUGAGCCGCAGUACAUUGCGCAGGGUUCUUAAAGUCUGUUCUGCUUCCGCACAUACGUCGUUGCAAGGCCUCGAUUAUAUAUCAGCAAUGGGUGGUCAGGCCUUUGAUGAUCUAGAGAACGUCGUUGACAUGCUUGGAGAUCGUUAUGGCAAGGGUUUGGCAUGGGCCAAACAAACAAACCAAAAACUCAAAGAUGCUAAACGUUACUUAAAAGGAGACUACAAGGUAUAAACAAGUGAAAGCUUAUUGUAUUUUUUGUAGAUUCGCGCAUGUAAGAAUCAUUCUAGAAUAGUUGAUUUUGUAUCUGAUUCAUAUAUUCUUUUUAGAUUCACAUUUCUAGCAAUUCUGAAGUUGCGGACCACUGCAGAACAUAUGCUCUCAGUUUUCCAAAUGAUGAAAAUUAUACUAACAGCUGUGAUCAUGAGCACAAGGGAAAGUGUGAUAGAUGCAGUAUAUUUCCUGAGACUCUAGCUGAUAUUUGCGCAUCUUUGGAAGAAGUAAAUUGCCCUCUUGAAGAGAAAGAAAACAUGGAGUACGAUGUAUCCAACCUACACAAGCAGCUCAACACAUGGAAAGUACAUAUUUUAAGAUCAAUUAAUCAAGACGCAGCACGACACGACAUUUUAAAAGUCUUGGAUUCUCAUUCUGCACUUAUCGUUUUAGACUGGGCAAUGAAAUUCAUUCCUCGCAAAUACCGUGAAAGCCAAAGAGAUUGGUUUGCAAAACGGGGACUUCCUUGGCACAUAGCGGUAUAGACUUGGAUCAAGUCCGUCUCUCUAGAGUCCGAGGGAGAGCGCGAGGUGCAAUAACGCGUGAAAGUUUGAGGGAGAAGACGGACAUGGCUCACCUGCAAGCGCGCCAAAUUUACCGACCCGUUUUUCCGUCGGUAACGCGUCAUAACUAGAUUGCAAUAAUUUAUGCUAAUUGCAAUAGAGCGGAAAUAACAAAGUAUCUUGUUUCAAAAUGUAUAGCGUGCUGUCCAUAGAUAUGGUGCUGUCUGUCUUCGUGUCCGGUUUAGUUUAUACUUAAAUGAUGAAUACGUUUUAAGAAGGUUAUUGAUAUGAUUAUACUAUAUAAAACUGCACAACUAGUGUCACACUAUUAUUUUUUUUUACUUAUAUUAAGUGUCACGGCAAACUUCAUGAUCACACGAAAUGUUGAUACAGUCAGGGAUAUUUUGUUCAAUGUUCAGGACAAAUUUUGUGCAUAUAGUCAUAAUAACUAACUAGAAGAGUCUAUAGAUACGAUUUAAUAAAAAGUGUAUCUUUAAAUAUAAGUCUUAUAGUUAUAUAUUAAAGGCGUAUUUUAGUUUCGAUCGCGACGGGUAUUUUAAUAAUUUUGCCCUGACACUUGCGGUUUCCGUAUUUGUAACAAAACCGCUAAAUUAAAAACACCUGUCUAUUAACAUAAUUCCCGCCAAAAUAAUAAAUCUGAUUCGAAACAUUGCAGGUGAGCCAAGUCCGUCUCUCCCUCCUCUCUUGCACCUCGCGCGCCGCUUCGCGGCGCGCUCGAUCUCGUCGCUUCGCGACUCCAACUCUAGAGAGACGGACUUGAUCCAAGUCUAAUAGCGGUAUUAACAAAGAAGAAUGAUGAUGGCGACCUCCAAGUUCUUACUUUUUUGCACUUGUUUAAGUCUUGUAGCCAGGAUAGUGGCGCUGUUGUUGCAAUCAUUCAUGACGUCUUAAGUCAACUCUCAACCAUUGCACCAGAGGUGCAUACCGUAUAUCUGCGUCAAGAUAAUGCAGGGUGCUACCACUCUGCUUUAACUCUGCUUUCUCUUCCAACGAUAGAGAGAUCAACUGGAAUUCAAAUCAGACGUAUCGAUUUUUCCGAUCCCCAAGGGGGGAAGGGAGCGUGCGACCGAAAGGCAGCUCAUAUUAAAAAUCACAUGAAUAAAUACCUGAAUUCAGGGAACGAUAUCGAAAAUCCCGAGCAAAUGAAGGCAGCAAUCGAGUCCUUUGAAGGCAUCCCAGGAGUGAAAGUAACAGUGUGCGCUCCACCACCUGGUGUCAAGGGAAUGGCAGGGGAAUGGGAUGGUGUGAGUCUCAUUAACAACAUAGAGUACCCCAACGAGUCCAUGACG
Molecule: messenger RNA, 5339 nt
Organism: Paramuricea clavata
Lineage: Eukaryota; Metazoa; Cnidaria; Anthozoa; Malacalcyonacea; Plexauridae
Source: the annotation of a GenBank genome assembly